Molecule: messenger RNA, 1077 nt
Organism: Rotaria sp. Silwood1
Lineage: Eukaryota; Metazoa; Rotifera; Eurotatoria; Philodinida; Philodinidae
Source: the annotation of a GenBank genome assembly
AUGAAUAAUACGUACAGAUCAAACCUAAAACGAAUUAGAGAUCUCUUACUAUCCGAUACAAUUGAAGAUGAUUACGUUACUGGUGAAGAUUCUGAUUCAGAUAAUGAUUCUGAUUCUGUGUCUAUUGAAUCAGAUCAUACAUCUACAAAUGAACAUAUAUCAGAAGAAUCUGAUAUAUCAAAUUCGGAUGAUGAUGAUCAAUGUGAUGCUUACACAGAUGAUCAACCAGAAACAUUAGAAAAAGCAGGUAUUAUAUGGUCAAUUCAUGCUAAUCCGGCACAAGGACGAAUACCGGUUGCUAAUAUUAUUAAAACAAAACCAGGACCAAUUACCAAGGUUCAAACGAUUUUGGAUGCAUUUAAACUUUUCUUGACACAUGAAAUUCUGGACGAAGUUGUUAUUCAAACAAAUCGUUACGCAGAACACAAGUCGAGUAAAUGGAAACUGAUUGAUCGUAUUGAAUUAGAAUCAUUUAUUGGAUUAGUAGUUCGAGCUGGUUUACAUAGAAAUAAUCAUGAAUCUCUCAGUGAUUUAUGGGACAUUAGUCAGAGCUCUCCAUUGUAUCGAGCUACAAUGUCUCUUCAACGUUUUAGGCAAUUUCUUCAAUUUCUUCGAUUUGACGAUCGACAAAAUUAUGAUAAGACCGAUCGUUUAUCACCCAUCAGAUAUAUAUUUGAAUUGUUUAUCAAACAACUUCCUCGACAUUUUGUACCCGGUGAAAAUUUAACAGUUGAUGAACAGCUAGUUCCUUUUCGAGGUUGCUGUUGUUUCAUGCAAUAUAUGCCAAAUAAGCCGGCUAAAUAUGGGUUAAUGUUUUGGUUAUUAUGUGAUGCGGAUAGUCGAUAUGUAUUAUCAAUUGAUCUAUAUACUGGAAAAAAAGAUAAUAUAAUCCAAAAAAAUCUAGUGAGUAAUGUUGUUCUUCAUUUAGUUGAUCAAUUACCAAACGAUGUGAAACAAGGCCGUACCAUUACAUUUGAUCGUUAUUUUACGGAUGUCAAAUUAUCUGAAGCUUUGCUGAACCGGAAGAUGACUUCUAUUGGUGUAGUUGAUUAUCGACGUGUUUUUUUUGCCGAAUGA